CCUCCUGCUCAUUGGCGCGCCGCUCCAUUCGGCCUAGAGCCGCGGCUAGAUCUAAGAUGAUGAUCAUUGAUCCCGCCACCCUGCCAUUACAGUCUUUCUUAUCUCGCCCGACCUAGAUCAACAGGAAGAGAAACUCACGAAGAUUCCUCUCCGAAAUUGCAUACAAUCGUCCAUUGAUCCCGGUGCAGCACGAUUGUUGAAUUGACCAUGUCUCAAUUACCUGCCGAAGACCUCGAAUCCAAGAAGGAGGAGUCCAAGAAGGACUUUGAGGAAACCCUGAUUAAAUAUCCCUCUCUGAAGAAGAUGAUGGAUGUCAAAGACGGGGAAGAAGUCCCAGAAUCACACGAUGGCCGAGAAAUGCAGCUACUGCGAUUCAUCAAGGACCAUGCCGACUCGGAAGACAUGAAGGACAACCCAAGCCGGAUCCUGGAAGCAAUGGACGAAUUCGCCGCCCAACACGAGUUUCUUAUCAACAUUGGUCCCGACAAGGCCAAAAUCAUCUCCGGCCUGAUUCUCGAGAACAAACCGAGGGUGCUGGUCGAAUUUGGGGGCUACGUGGGCUAUUCGGCCAUCUUGUUCGCCGACCAGAUGCGUGCGCAUGCGUCCGAGAACCGUGAGGUGCAUGUCUGGAGCUUGGAGAUGGAUUCCGACAUCGCCACCAUCGCCCGGGACCUGAUCUCCACGGCGGGGCUCUCGGACUACGUGACGGUCGUCGAUGGCAAAGCAGCGGAUAGCUUGAGAAAGCUAAAGGAAGAAGGCAAGGUGGAGCGCAUUGAUUUUCUCUUUCUCGACCACGACGAAAGCUUGUACGAGCAGGACUUGAAGCUCGCCUUGGACGAGCUGAAGCUGCUACAGCAGAAUGCUUGCAUCGUGGCGGAUAACGUCCUGCGACCCGGUGCGCCGAAGUAUCGGGAGUAUGUGCAAAAUCAUUCCGGGCUGCGGACGAGGAGUCUGAAGGCACUCAUCAUACCUGGCGAGUUCGAGGUGAGUCGGAGACUGCUUUUUGACUUCCAUGUGAUGAAGCAUGGGACUGACAAAGUGAUCAGGAUGAGAUCGAGAUCAGCAAAGUCCUUUGACCUCUCUCUGAUCAUGCAUUGGGGAUUGCACGGGGUUCAGGAACAGAUACAAACAGACAGGCAGGCAAUGGAGCAUCGUUCAAGCUUGUCUCGCACUUGAGCGUUGUGAAACCUGCCGUGGUCGACACGUCUUCAGGUCGUAAAAGACGCGUCGCAGUGCCGCUUGAUGUUGUGGCAAACACAAUCCAAACGCCAGGCUCUGCAUUGCCCAGA
Messenger RNA from Neohortaea acidophila, 1289 nucleotides. Its product is annotated as S-adenosyl-L-methionine-dependent methyltransferase. NCBI's taxonomy places the organism in Eukaryota, Fungi, Ascomycota, Dothideomycetes, Mycosphaerellales, Teratosphaeriaceae. The coding region runs from base 208 to 1176 and encodes 322 amino acids. The transcript has 2 exons. Gene Ontology annotation, molecular function: O-methyltransferase activity. The record is from RefSeq and is a predicted model, not a curated record.